AUGAAACUCCUGCUUUUCCUCUUCCCAUUGAUUGGUGAGUAACUUGCCACAGACGGGAUUGUUGCUUGCUUAGUGUGCGCUGCACCCAAUCUGCUUCGGAACCAGGGGUGCUGGUGCUGGAAUGGUCUCCUCAAUAUGGGGGAUUUGCCAAACCCAGGUGACAUUUAAUUGUUUCGCCAACUUGCAAACAUUCCAGCUGGAAAUAUUUAUCGGCAAGGAUGGACCUAUCUUUUCAUUUCUAGUUUCACAUUUUUCCAUCCUUAGUUCAGCUUAUCCACAUUUCUACAUCAGCCUUAAAGAGAAAAAAAAAGACCUAGUAAGAAUUUAUCAGCCUUUUAGUGCAAGUUUCUUGUAAUAUACAAUUUUUUGGUAGGCGUUAUAUUGUUGGAGAACUGCAUUGCAAAAUUCAGAGACGUAAAGCUUUCAAAGGAUAGCUGUGUUUCAAUUUACAUAUUGGUUUAUGACUUAGUUUAAACAGUCAUAGCCUCCCCCAAAGAAUUCUGGAAGCUACAGUUUGUUAAGCUGCACAUUGUUUCCCUAAAUCCCGGAGGAAAGCAUGCAGCCAAUCAGUGCAGCUGGCUGCUGUGGGAAUAAGGAGGAAAGAAUCAGUCCAUUUUGGUCCUUUCGGACCCUCAGAUUUUUCCACCUUAAAUUCAGUUACACACACAAACACACACACACACACACACACUCCUUGUGAAAAUUCUUCAGCUUUCUAGUGUAAAUUUCUCCUAAGCAGCACAAUUUUGUAUGCAGUUUUGACCUGUGUACACAUUUUUGCAAGCAAUUUCUCAUGACCAAAUGCAUUUUUGUACAUUGCUUUCACUAAUAUAUUUAUUUUUAUGCACACCAGUAUUUUUGUUGUUGUUGUAAAACAUGUACAUUUUGGUAAACAUUAUUUGACUGGAGAACUUGCAUUGCAAAAAAAAUAAAAUCAGUUAUGUUCAACCUUCGACGGAUGACUGUGUUUUGGUUCUCAUAUUAUUUUGGAAAGUGUGAAUUUGAUGGAUUCAGCUUUAAAUGAGAAGUGCAUUAGAUUUCUUCCCCUAAUCUCUAGCUGACACACAGGUCACCUGGACACCCCCAAUACGAUGAGACCACUGCAACACCUUGUGCUUCUUUUUAAAUUAUAGCCAUUCUUUCUAAACCUGGAUAUAUCCACCUAAAAAUGAGUAUCUGCAAAUUUUAUGCAAAACCACUCCUUCCCCACCCAUUGAUAAUCUGUAAGAAAUCGAGAUGGCAAUUCAGGGGGCCAGUAACAACUGCACAUCGCACUCUUGUUCCAGGGACGGCUCCACAGAUCAGUUCAAAAGCUGGUGACCCUGAGCAUGUCUCCAGGAGUGAUGAGGCAACCGGAGGCUCCUUUGGCAGUGAUGAGAAUGUACAGGUGUGGCCAGGUAUGGGAGUACCAGCAUCAUAUGGCUUUUGCAUAAAAAUAGUGUUUUACUCACAUAAAAGUCUUGCCCUCAAUUCCAGCAUUAAAAGUAAUGAAAGGAAGGCCAGCAAACUCUACUUCUAGAUUACAAAAUACAUAGUUGAGUUAAAAAAUGGAGUCUCUGCUGAAGCGGAGACCAGACAGAUAUCUCUCUGCCUUGGAGGCAUAGUGGAAAAGAGAGAAUGAGUUCUAUGGCAGGGAGAAGUAGAUAAGAUUACGGUAGAUGCUUUUGACUUUCCCCCCAUCAGAGAACUCAAGGGAAGUGACAUCACACAGUGCCUUCUCUAGUAAUCAGGAGCUCUGUGAGUCUUAACCCCUUCAUAUCCUUAUUUAGGAAACAUGCAUUGUUGGAUUUGACUGUAAAUUCCCACAGCAUAGGGGUGUGUGAUGAAACUAGCUUAGUGCACAAAGAGAAAAUGCACAUUCAUUGCUCUGCUCGCUUUUGCCUCUGGCCCCAUCCGCUCCUGGCAUGUGGCCCCUGGAAAGCUGCCCUGAAGAGAAUGCGGCUCUCCGGCUGAAAACAGUCUCCCACUGCUGUUCUAUGGCUUGCUGUCCCUUUCCUCAGGAUGCAAAUAAUUAAGAAACCCCAUGAAAAACAAUCAGGGCUUCUGCUGCUCGUUCCUCGACUUCCCCUUCGAGAAAACCUACAUGAAUAAUAUAUAGCCUUCGUUUCCGCUAUUGUCGGGGGAAAGAGGAAAGCUGAGUAGCAGAUCCAUCGGAGGCUGUCCUUAGAGGGAUAUCCACCUCCGCUCUGAUGUUUCUUGCCAGAGAAGGGAGCGGAGAGCAGAGAGAACUCAACUCUCUACUGCUAAUGUCUUAAAGCAAGUAAGAUUGGAUGCAACCACCAGUUGCAGAAGGAGGAGGAGGAGGAGGGUUGGCCAUCAGCUCAAGCUAGUAGCUAGGCUCUGGGUUCUAUUGAUUUGGCCUUACACCCAGUAGAGGUUUGUCUAUUAGGGCAGAUGUGGCACUGCCUCACCAACUGCUCUCAGCCACCCCACCCUGCCCUUGCCCAGGGGGGUGUCCCUGGCUUCCAGCUUCCUCCUCCUUAGUUUUAAUGUAAAACUCUUCAGGGAGGAGAAGGAUGCAGACAAAAAUAUACUGACGUGCCUCCACCUGUCAUUGGCUCUGAUUCCACCUACUGUUUGGCUUCCCUGUCUUCCACCCUGUUAACGGAGAAAUCUGAGGGCUCCUUUGGACAAAAAGCAAGGACACCAGCCAGGAAUAUCAGAGCAAAACAGCAGCCAGUAGGCUUGGUCUUUAUGGAAGACUGUCGCGACAGGACUCCCACCUGCCACAAGGUGGAACAAGAUGGACGCCCCGAACAAAAGAGCCCCCAAACUUUUAUUAACUGCUAAUCCCCAUGUUACACCCCCCCAAACUACAUCACUCAUACAUCAUGAAAGGGGAGGUCUGGUGGCAGUAAUCUGAGCAUCCUGGACCCUGCCCCAUGGUUCCCCUUGCCGUCCACCAAACACCCAUCAAGUGUAACAAAAAAUAUAUUUACAUUUCCCUGUUUCCCAGCCAAGUUAAUCACAACCUUUUGUCUUCAUCUGGGUUUGUUAUUUCUGGAAUGGCUACCUGUCUGGCACUCAGGUAUCAGGAUGCCAGGGAUUUUCACUCAGACAGAGGGGCUGCUGAGUAGCUGAGCUCACAUGUCUAUAUGAAUUUCUGAAGUUUCCCCAGUGAACCAGUGCAUAGAUACAUUUAUGAGUGAAUUGUUAAAUUUGGUACUGUAUUGUGCAGCAAAGGCCCUUUGAAUAGACAGGAAGAAACUGUGAUGAAGUGUUUUGUGGGGACAAAUCACAAAAGUCACAAAAGCGUUUGUGCUGGUUUUGGUAGUGGGCUGCAUGUGCAUGAUAUCUGCUGGAGGGGCAACCCCCCCCCCCAACCUAUACAUAAAUUCCUGCAACAACCCUACCAGUCCCAAUGGGCAGCAGCUCUCAAUGUAUACACCAAUGUAGACACCAUGUAACCUAAGUACGGCCUGCUCUGACUGGCAGCAGGCCUUUGAGGAACCAAACGGAGGGGCUGUCAAUCAACCUGCUAGCUAGCCGAUCCUUUAAAUAAUAUAUUUUUUAAAAAAGGAUGAAGGAGACUUUUUGCAAGCAAAGCAUCUGCUGUGCUGCAGAGCUGUAGGGCAUUUCGAACCAAGGCGAUGCAGAUUCUCUGCCAAGGAAAUUGGGAUUUUGCAGCUUGUGUAAAUUAAACAAAUAACCUCUGGCAAAUCAACUUCAUUUAUAGGCACUGCAAUGGUGAGCAUGCUUUCCCUGAACAAAGCCCCACUGAGUUCAAUGGGAUUCACCGCCAGCAAAAGAAAAGAAAAAAGCUAAUGCAAUUCUAGGCUGUAUCCACAGAGGUCUAGUGUCCAGGUCAAGGGAAGUCAGAGCCCUGUUCUAUUCUGCCUUGGUCAGACCACACCUGGAGUACUGUGUCCACUUCUGGGCACCACAGUUUAAGGAGGAUAUUGACAAGCUGGAACAUGUACAGAGGAGGGCAACCAAGAUGAUCGAGGGAUCUGGAAACCGAGCCUGAUGAGGAAUGUUUGAUGGAGUUGGGGGGUGUUUUGCCUGGAAAAGAGGAGACUGGGAGGAGAUAUAAUAAAGGUAAAGGGCCCCUGACCAUUAGGUCCAGUCGUGACCAACUCUGGGGUUGCGAUGCUCAUCUCACUUUAUUGGCCGAGGGAGCUGGCGUACAGCUUCCGGGACCGAGCAAUGGGAGCUCACCCCAUCACGGGGAUUCGAACUGCCAAUCUUCUGAUCGGCAAGUCCUAGGCUCUGUGGUUUAACCCACAGUGCCACAAUAGCCAUCUUCAAAUAUCUAAAGGGCUGCCACAUGGAAGAUGGAGCAAGCUUGUUUUCUCCUGCUCUGGAGGGUAGGAUCAAAAUCAAUGGAUUCAAGUUACAAGAAAGGAGAUCCCGGCGAAACAUCAGGAAGAACUUUCUGACAGUAAGAGCUGUUCGACAGUGGAACGGUCUUCCUUGGGAGGUUGUGGAAUCUGCUUCCUUGGAGGCUUUUAAGCAGAGGUUAGAUGGCCAUCUGUCAUGUAUGAUCUAGUUGAGAUUCCUGCGUUGCAGGGGGCUGGACUACAUGAUCCUUAGGGUCCCUUCCAACUCUACAGUUCUGUGAUUCUAAGCAUGUGUAAGAACAUGCAGAUUAAAAAGUCACAUUACCUGUUAUUUUUUUUAAAACCACUUUAACCCCCCCGCCCCGAACUAAAGUGACACUGCAUAACAGAGCAAUUAUCUCCACUCCAGAGAACAUAAAUUUGGAUGUUCUUGCUUCCUGACAAGUCUCCUCUUCCAAUUUCCAGUCGUUUUUCUUUUGAAAAACGGUACACUCAUAUUUCAAAAAGGCAACUCUUAAAUGUGCAUUUAAAAGAGCUGUUGCUGGUUGCCUCCACAGGAGGACUGCGCUGCUCAGGUGUUGCCUUUUCGCAAUCAGCUGGAAGGAAAAUUAAAACUGUGGUUCCACGUGACCAUGGGUAGGCAAACCAAGGCCCAGGGGCUGGAUCCGGUCCAAUUGCCUUCUAAAUCCUACCUGCGGACAGUCUGGGAAUCAGCGUGUUUUUACAUGAGUAGAAUGUGUCCUUUUAUUUAAAAUGCAUCUCUGGGUUAUUUGUGGGUCCUGCCUGAUGUUUUUACAUGAGUGGAAUGUGUGUUUUUAUUUAAGAUGCAUCUCUGGUUUAUUUGUGGGGCAUAGGAAUUCAUUCAUAUAUUUUUUCCAAAAUAUAGUCCGGCCCACCACCAGGUCUGAGGGACAGUGGACUGGUCCCCUGCUGAAAAAGUUUGCUGACCCCUGCACAUGACCUUUGAGAUCGUUUUACUUUAUCUGGUAACGUCUAUCUCUUUGGUCAAUGAAAUAUACUCGGAGUCCUGCAGUGAUUUCAUGCUCUUUAUUGCAGCUUGUAAAACAGUGAUUGAAUUGCCCCCCAAACCUCAGGCUUUUAUAUACAUUAUUUACACAAUGAGUCCCAUCUGAUUGGCUGAUUCUGCUUCCCUCCUGGAGCCUGAUUGCUCUUUUCCUGCAAGCCAAUCACUUGUUGCAUUCUAGGAUCCUACUUGCCUAUUGUUCUAGGAUCCAAGCUUAGUACAUAACAGUCAAGAUUCUGAGUGUUGUCUAGGUAAAGGUAAAGGGACCCCUGACCAUUAGGUCAGUCAUGACCGACUCUGGGGUUGUGGCGCUCAUCUCGCUUUAUUGGCCGAGGGAGCCAGCAGACAGUUUCCGGAUCAUGUGGCCAGCAUGACAAAGCCGCUUCUGGUGAACCAGAGCAGCACACGGAAAUGCCGUUUACGUUCCUGCCGGAGCGGUACCUAUUUAUCUACUUGCACUUUGAGGGGCUUUCGAACUGCUAGGUUGGCAGGAGCAGGGACCGAGCAACGGGAGCUCACCCCAUCACGGGGAUUCGAACCGCCGACCUUCUGAUCAGCAAGUCCUAGGCUCUGUGGUUUAACCCACAGUGCCACCCGUGUCCCUGAGUGUUGUCUAAGCAGAAGUAAAUUCCAUGGGAGGGAGGUUUCCUCUGAACUCAAGAAGGGCAUGCUGGUUCAGGCCAGUGGCCCAUCUAGACUUCACAGUGGCCAGCCAGAUGCCUGGGGGAAGCGUGUGAGCAGAGUUUGAGGAAUGCUGUACUCUCCCUUCCUGGAAUUUCCAGCAACUGGUAUCCGAUGGCAUUACUGCCUCUGACCCUGGAGGCAUAGUGUAGUCAUGGAUAGCCUUCUCUUCCAUGACUUUGUCAAACCAUCUUUCAAAGCCAUCUGUUGAGUGCCCAUCGCUGCCUCCUGUCGGAGUGAUUCUCAUCAUUUCCCCCUCUGAAUAAUGAGAGGAAACUAGCAAAGUUUCCCCUUCCAGGAUGCAGAACGUACUGUUAUGGUUGAAUUCCAGUUUUCAAAACAGCCAUCCUUAAUUCAGUUUCAUUUUUACCCAAUAUAUUGGUACCGUUAUCAAGCAUAUCUAAAUGUUUGUUUUGUCUUUUUAACUGGGGUUAUAUUUGACUCCAGAACCAGAUUAGGGAAGCGGUUCCCACCCCCCUUUUAAAAAAGAGUAGGAAGAGCAAAACAGUUAGAAUAGCAGAUUUUAUUUUUUUUUAAAAAAGAAGAAAACAGAAUAAAACCUUUUAAAUUUUUAGCCCAAUAAAAUUGAGCAUAAAAUAAGCAGCAGUAAACUUGGCAGUAAGAGUUUAGUAAUAAAAUGUUCACAGCAGUAAAAACUUGCUGGAACAAUCAGAUCUUCUAUUGCCUGCAGAAAGCCAAUUGAUUUUUAAAAGAAAGAACAUUAUCUUUAAAUGGCAAGGCAUUCGUGGAAAAGAGAGAUUGGGAACUGGUAGCCUUUCAGUAUUUUCUUUUCUUUUUAAAGCAGGCACAUACCGAGAACAGGAAAUGACUAAUUAAAGGGCCAGUAGGAGGGAGAAACCUCACCAGCACAUUCACAGUCUGCUGCUGAAAUUGUAUUUUAAUGGUGGGGUGCAGUGCAGUGAAUCAUCACGAAUCAAGUCUGAGGAAAGACUGGAGAACGACACAGAAAACACUGGAAUAAAAUGGAUUCGCCAGCAAUGCUGCCUGUAUUCUCUCUGAAAACUGAGCGAAUGAAUGAGGCAACGGCUGGUGUGGUGAUCAGUGAUGGUCAGAGGAGGCGUCUCUAAGGCCAACUAUUAACAGCUUCCUGUCCUAUAUGCUAAGUGUGAGCUCAUUCUCCAAGUGUGGUCUUCAACCAGUGUGCCGUGGCACCCUUUGUUGUUGUUUAGUCGUUGAGUCGUGUCCGACUCUUCAUGACCCCAUGGACCAGAGCAUGCCAGGCACUCCUAUCUUCCACUGCCUCCAGCAGUUCAGUCAAACCCAUGCUGGUAGCUUCGAGAACACUAUCCAGCCAUCUCGUCCUCUGUCGUCCCCUUCUCCUUGUGCCCUCCAACUUUCCCAACAUCAGGGUCUUUUCCAGGGAGUCUUCUCUUCUGAUGAGGUGGCCAAAGUAUUGGAGUCUCAGUUUCAGGAUCUGUCCGUCCAGUGAGCACUAAGGGCUGAUUUCCUUAAGAAUUAAUAGGUUUGAUCUUCUUGCAGUCCAUGGGACUCUCAAGAGUCUCCUCCAGCACCAUAAUUCAAAAGCAUCAAUUCUUCGGCGAUCAGCCUUCUUUAUGGUCCAGCUUUCACUUCCAUACAUCACUACUGGGAAAACCAUAGCUUUAACUAUAUGGACCUUUGUUGGCAAGGUGAUGUCUCUGCUUUUUAAGAUGCUGUCUAGGUUUGUCAUCGCUUUUCUCCCAAGAAGCAGGCGUAUUUUGAUUUUGUUACUGCUGUCACCAUCUGCGGUUAUCAUAGAGCCCAAGAAAGUAAAAUCUCUCACUGCCUCCAUUCUUCCCCUUCUAUUUGCCAGGAGGUGAUGGGACCAGUGGCCAUGAUCUUCGUUUUUUUGAUGUUGAGCUUCAAACCAUAUUUGCCGUGGCACCUUGGGGUGCCUUGAAUGAUGGUCAGAGUGGGCAAUACUGGCCUCUGUCCCUCUUUCCUUCCCUCCCUCCUCCGAUGCCCUCUCGCAUCUCGGGCUCCCAAAGGCUUGUGCUGCUGUUUGUUGCAGGAGCCCUGGCUGCAAGCUCCCCAGGUGAAUGCUGCCUCUGGUCCUGGCCAGGGGUUGCUUCCCAGGAUCCUAUGGGGCAGUGUGAAGAGGCACCUCUCUUCAGGGGCGGGGAGCUCAGAGACCAGGGCAGCAGCUGCAGCUGCCCAGCGGACUCCCAAGGAGAGGGGAGAAGAGAGGAGGCUGAGGGAACACUCCACAAGGGAGGGUGUUCGAAAAGGGGUGAGGGGCUGCCAGCUCUGCAGGCAAGGGGUGUGAAAUAUACUCGGAGUCGAGAGUGGAUUUCAUGCUCUUUAUUCAGCUCAUAGUGGUGAGGAGGAAUGGAAGUUCCCCCACAAUAUCUGCUUUAUAUACAUUAUUUACACAAUGGGCCCCACGUGAUUGGCUAAUUGCAGGAUUCUCCUGUAGGCCAAUCAGGUUGUGGAUUCACUUCCACCUGGAGCUGGAUUGGGUGGCUCCUGUGGACCAAUCAUACUGCUGCAUUGUUCUAGGACCAAUCAGACUGCUGCAUUUUGGAUCCUAUUGUUCUAGGACCAAUCAGAUUGCUGCAUUUUGGAUCCUAUUCAACUCAGUACAUAACGGGGUGACAUAACUGGGCCCCACAAGGGUGCCACAGAAAGAAUGUAGUUGGUCAAGGGAGCCGUGGACCCCCAACAAAUGAAAACCUCUGGCUUAUGGGAUGAAAACAGUAUCACCAUACACAAGUGUGAAAUCCCAAUGUUUACAGAAGUCCAAAAAAGAUUGUAAGGGUGGGAGGAAUUAAGGAUAGGGCACCUCCCCCACCCCCAGCAGCCCAGUUAGGACCAAGCAUGCUCAGUGAGCAUGGGGGUAGGGAGCGAGGCGGAUAGUAACGCUAGGGAGGGCCUGGCUGAGUGGCUGAAACACUGAGCAGUAGCAGCACUUCACGCUGCAGCAAUCUGUUGCAGUUUCAGUUACAUCUCUAGGGAGUCUCAACAAUGAUCGGUCAGGGCAGGUCAUGUGGUUCUAUCUGACCCUUAUAAAAACUUCUAGGUUAGACUAGGGGUCCCUCCAAACUGGUGGCUGUUGUGUGUUUUCUGCAACAUGUUACGGACAAAAUAAUAAUGCACUAGUAGCAGAUUUAUACUGGGCUGCCCACACAUCAUUUUGCUUUACACUAGCUGACCAGUGACAUUUGCCCAGUUUUUUGCCCAGUCAGGAGAGGUCAUCUUGCAAAAGUGCAACAAAUACAGGACAAGACAAAGAAAAAGCUUAAAAUGGAACAAUUAUGGUAUUAAAAAGAUCAGAGCAGGAAGUUAUUGGGUGUGUGCUAAUUGGAAACGAAGCAGAAUGGGUCCCACUCAGAGUUAACCCACUGAAGUCACCAGGCCUAAGUGGGUCAUGUCCAUUAUUUUCACCGGGUCUAUUCCAGUGCUUUUUUUCUAUAAAAAAAAAUUAAAUGUUUAGGGGUACAGUGGUACCUCAGGUUAAGUACUUAAUUCGUUCCGGAGGUCCGUUCUUAACCUGAAACUGUUCUUAACCUGAAGCGCCACUUUAGCUAAUGGGGCCUCCUCCUGCUGCUGCUGCCGCGCCGCCAGAGCACGAUUUCUGUUCUCAUCCUGAAGCAAAGUUCUUAACCUGAGGUACUAUUUCUGGGUUAGCAGAGUCUGUAACCUGAAAUGUAUGUAACCUGAAGAGUAUGUAACCCGAAGUACCACUGUACUUUCAUUUUGACUCAAGAAAACCCCCAUUUUAUAGUUCAAAUCAGGAAAAAUAAAUGCAGUAAAUGGACAAAAGUACAAAUAUUCACAAAUGUUUAGGGGUAUGUGUAUCCCUGCGUACCCCCCCAAGAAAAAAAGCAUUGGUCUACUCUGAGUAGGACUGGCUUUGGGCGCAACAACCCUACAUCUGCUUUUGCGAGGCCCAAGCUGUGUUGAAAUGAUCACACAUAAAGGUCCACAAACUGUAAUAAAUGUACAGUUAAAAAAGUACAUUUGGAGGAGCCUUCAGUUGGAGCUGGGUCCCGUGUAUAGAUUUUUGCCCCCUCAGAGAUUCUGAAAAUUGUAUGACAGUUCUUCUCCUCCGCUCUGCAGACGGCGUGAGCGACUCCCAACGCAUCAUUGGGGGCUACAUAGUUUCACCCCACUCUUCCAAGUACCUGGUCUCUCUGAAGAGGAAUACAGGCUACCAUUUCUGUGGUGGAGCCCUCAUCAGUCGGAACUGGGUCCUGACCGCCGCCCACUGCAAAACAGGGUAAGGAGCCAAGGCACACUGCAGAACAUCUGAACGCUCUCCAGGUCCAUCCAUCGGGCAUCCUCCAUCAAAAUAGGUUGGUGGGCAGCACUGAUUUGGAAACGUUGCACAAACUCAAAAGCACAUCAAAGGUUUAAAAUCCAAAGCAGAAAGAGAUGUUUCUUCUUGGUUUUGAGUCCCUCUUGCCUCCUUCCUAGGAGGGGAGGGAACUCUGUUGAAAACAGAAAAAUAAAGUGAAGGCGGUGAAGGUCCUGUGUGAGUGUCUGGAGGCGGUUGGAGGAUGGGUGGCAGCUAACAGAUUGAGGUUGAAUCCUGACAAGACAGAAGUACUGUUUUGGGGGGACAGGAGGCGGGCGGGUGUGGAGGACUCCCUGGUCCUGAAUGGGGUAACUGUGCCCCUGAAGGGCCAGGUGCGCAGCCUGAGAGUCAUUUUGGACUUGCAGCUGUCCAUGGAGGCGCAGGUCAAUUCUGCGUCCAGGGCAGCUAUCUCCCAGCUCCACCUGGUACACAGGCUGAGACCCUACCUGCCCACGGACUGUCUCACCAGAGUGGUACAUGCUCUGGUUAUCUCUUGCUUGGACUACUUCAAUGUGCUCUAUGUGGGGCUACCUUUGAAGGUGACCCGGAAACUACAACUAAUCCAGAAUGCGGCAACUAGACUGGUGACUGGGAGCGGCCGCUGAGACCACAUAACACUGGUCUUGAAAGACCUACAUUGGCUCCCAGUAUGUUUCUGAGCACAAUUCAAAGUGUUGGUGCUGACCUUUAAAGCCCUAAAUUGCCUCGGCCCAGUAUAUCUGAAGGAGUGUCUCCACCCCCAUUGUUCUACCCAGACACUGAGGUCCAGGGGACCCGGCAGAGGGCCUUCUCAGUAGUGGCACCUGCCCUGUGGAAUGCCCUCCCACCAGAUGUCAAAGAGAACAACAACUACCAGACUUUUAGAAGACAUCUGAAGGCAGCCCUGUUUAGGGAAGCUUUCAAUGUUUGAUGGAUUACUGUAUUUUAAUAUUUUGUUGGAAGCCGCCCAGAGUGGCUGGGGAAGCCCAGCCAGAUGGGCAGGGUAUAAGUAAUAAAUUAUUAUUAUUAUUAUUAUUAGUAGUAGUAGUAGUAUAAAGAUCUGCCUUGCUUUCAUUGCAUCCUGCCUCCAUCCAUUCAUCUCUGACCAAUCAUGGACUUAGGGGACUCAGUCCCUUGGGGAGUUGGGCAGCAAAAGCCAACCACCCCAAUUUUUUCUGUAUCAGUGGCUGAAGGAAAUUUUUGUAGAGUAGUAAUUUAAUGGGAAAGGAGCAUGAAGGAGCAGGUGGAUAGAGGAGGAAACCCGAGAAAAGGGGCAGUGGACAGCUUUUAGCCAAAUUUCUCCCCCUGUUGCCAGUUUUACAGCAAAGCUCUUCCUACAAAUUAACUACUGUCUUAUAUGGUUCUGGAGAGGUUACUACACUGCCCAUAUGUGGUAAGCCCAAAGGCAUAUCAAGAUCUGACAAUCCUGCAUAACAGACCCCUGCCUAACCCAAAUCUGACAGGUUUGUGAUAAAUCCACCCUCAUCCUGUUUUCUUGCUCCUCUUUCAGAAUCCACCAGAUGCUGAUCGUAGCCGGGGAAUAUUCGCUUUCCACGUUUGAAGGCACGGAGCAGAUCUUCCGACCUGCCCGCAUGGUGGUCCAUCCAGAAUACAGCGCCACUUCCAAAAAUGCAGACAUCAUGCUUAUCAAGGUAACAAAGUUUCCUGGGUGUCAGAAUGGGGUCAGGAUCGAAAGGAAGGGAGAGUUUCAGCUGGAGUUGUGGGCGGUAUGCCCAGGUGGGCCAGGAUCCACAGCCUGCUGGCCAGAUCUUUGAAAAUGGUGACUUUUUAAAAUUGCAAUUAUAUGGGGGACUGAAAAACAAAGAUAACGGAGAGACACCAGUCAUGGGCAUAGCCACGAUUUUUGGGAAGGGCAGGCAAAGUUGUUCAGCUUUUUUUUAAGGAAAUCCAAGCUGUUGAGCUGGGAAGGGAAGAGGGAUGAAAUGAAACAACGGGCAGCCUUUCAUGUGAACAGCUCCAAAUCCUUACCUAGUUUGGAGUGAGGCAUCGCUUAGUUUUAGCUUGUGCAAGCAUGGUAGAUCACAAAAGGUGCAUGUGCACAUGUAAACAAAUCCCUAUGUAUCUCAGCUUCCCCGGCUUGGAACAACACACACACACACAAACAACAUAUGGCUGCUGUUUUGUGCAAAUCUGGUAGACUGAGAAACUUGUUGUUUUUUUAAAAAAAGGUUUGUGCUUACAGGUAAACAGAUACCAGUGUGUAUGCCUAUAAUGACCUCAGGCAAGGCCCGCCUAUCCAGGAAGUGGUGUGAAGUAGCUGCCUCAUGGAUGCCUCCUGCCACGGCCCCAUCUCUGCCAGAGAAAGGGUGCUAGUAUAGGUGCUGGUUUCCUGUAAGGUCUUGCGAGAUCUCAUCAAAGUCUUGCAAAGAGAGCAAUGUCAAGGAGAGCAAAAGAUCUCAUGAGAUUUGGGUGAGAUCUUGCAAGCUCUUUCAGGGAAUCGGUACCAAUGCCCAAGGCCUUGCAGAGCCAGGCAGAGAUAGAUAAUGUGCCAGGUAGAUAAUGUGCCCCCCCCCCCGUUUUUUUACCCUGGGGAUAACUGAAGUCUUAUAAAUAAGUAAGUAUAUAAAUAAUUUUCACAAAAGUUAUGCUGACAAAUAAUUUUAUUUCAAGGCUUGAACCGUAUCUGCAUAUAAAGACAAAAUGGAAAAUAUAAAUAUACAAUAGUGCUUUGUAAAAAUACAUAGGGAAAAGGAUUAUUUUAAGUAUUUACAUUUAAAAAUGCUUUCCUCGCGCUGCCAGCCAUGGCCCCAGGGAAUCCGCCCACCACUGCCACCGCCUUUGCGCCUCCGCGUUUGCCCCAGUGCAUCCCCAGCGAUUGUGAAUAUGCUGACUGAGGCCCCCUUGGAAUCAGAGGCCUGGGCCAAGUGGCCCAUAUAGGCCCCCCUCUGUCUGGGCCUGCCAAUGCCAGCGGUGCUUCUCCACAAGCAGUGGUACAGCUGCAGUGCCACUGGCAGGUGGCACAGAGGUGGCGAGUGGUGGUGUGGCAGAGCAGGGCGGCACUUCCUGUUUGCCUCAAGUGCCAAAAUGGGACGUACCACCCCUGACCUCAGGAUCCCAGGAGUUACAGCUGUUAGUUCUGAAGGAAAGAAGGCCAGGACCCACAGCCCAGGUGGGUCUCACUUAGAGAGGCGAUGUGCAAUUCCUUAGCUGGAGAAGGCUCAGGCGACGGUCAGAUGCCUCGUCAAGCCCAGAAGGCGUCCUGGCCAGGCCUGCGUCAAUAUGCCAAUGAAUCAAAAUCCUAGCAUUUAUUCAUUUCUAUGGGUUUUUUUUGGGGGGGUCCCCUCCUAAAUCUAUAAUACCCUCGUUAUCACAGCUGUUCCUCUUCUUCUGUUUCCACAUUGUUUUCGCCAGCUUGCUUGCUGGUAACGACACACGCGACGUAACAGGCUGUAUGUAACAGUAUAACUUCUGUUUCAAAAAACAAUUCACCACAUCAGUGCUGGGCAAAGAGUCAAUGAGCAAGCGUUACAUUUACAGCCUGCAGUGCAUUGAAAGAAAAUAUUAUGAAAAUGAUGUAUAGGCGGUAGUUAACGCCAACUAAACUUGCUAAAAUGUAUCAAAUGACAAAUAAGGAAUGUUGGAAAUGUAAAGAAAAAGAAGGGAAUUUUUACCAUAUGUGGUGGACAUGAAAACCUUCUGAGAUUUGAUAUAUAAUAAUGCACACACACACACACACACACACACUUUUUAAAAGAACCAGAAGUGUUUUUACUGGGUAUAGUAGGGGAAGAAAUUCCUAAAAGAGAUCAAAAAUUAUUUAUGUGUGCAACCACUGCAGCAAGAAUUUUAAUAGCCCCAAAAUGGAAACAACAGGAGUUACCAACAAUUGAAGAGUGGCAGACGAAGAUGAUGGAAUAUGGCGAAGCUGACCGGUUAAAAUCCGAAACCAGCGAGAUCAAGCUUUCCAAAAAGAUUGGGGAAAAUUUAUACAAUAUUUGAAGGACAAUUGUAAACAGUUAACAGCAUUGGCAGGAGUGAUUUGAAAAGGCUUAUAAGGUUGAAAAUUCUACCUUUUUACAGAUAAAUUAAAUAGGACAAUAGGAAAGGGGGGAAAUUAGAAAUGUGGUGAUAUAGCAAAUAAAUAAAGUAACCAUGAGGUGGGAAGGGGGGAAGUCAAUGAGCUCAAAUGAGCUUGAGUUUAUGUGAAAAAACGAAGAUUGUAUUUAUAUGUUAUAAAACUCAAUAAAUAUCAUUUAAAAUUUAAAAUUAAAAAAGUCAAUGAGCAAGCAGGCAGUGGCACCUGCCAAUCCUCCUUUGUCUGAUGCUGCACCAAUGUCUGGGCUUGAACAAAUGGCAACUGAGUGAGAUGGUUGCAGUGAUGAAGGAGCUCAAUGGAGCUGCUUCUCAGGUGUGGGUUCUUUGCAUACACCUGAGCACGCCAACCAUUGGCACCACCGGCCCAAACUGGAGGGUCUGCAUCUGGGUGAGAUUGAAUUGAUGGGAUAAGUAACCUGCCCCCACCCCCAUCCCUUGAUGUCUCGAAACAGCUGAACCGGCCGGUGGCCUACAGCCCCUUUGUCUCCAUCGUGCCCCUUCCCCAGCAAGGAGCCACGGUCCGGGACGGACGUUUCUGCCAAGUCUCCGGUUGGGGUUACACCACUCCCAUCGGGGGCAGGACGUCGGACACUCUGCGCAGCGUCCACCUCCCCAUCAUCUCCACGUGGAAGUGCAACAGCUCCUCUUCGUACGCCGGGUACAUCACCAGGAACAUGAUCUGCGCCGGGUUCAACACCGGGGGGAAAGAUGCCUGUCAGGUAAACGCCGGUGUCCGUUUAGGAGAGGAAGUUCAGAAGACUAAAUGCCUCUUUGGAAAACUGAUCAGCUUAGCGUAGGGAGGGUGGGUUGGGGUCUCAGCCAGAGGCAGUAACACUUCCUGAAUAGCAGUUGCUGGAAACAACAGGAGGGGAGAGGGCUUUUGUGUUCGAAUCCUGCUUACGGGUUUCCUGCAGGCAUCUGGGUGGCUUCUGUGAGAACAGGAGGCUAGACUAGCUUGUCCAUUGGCCUGGUCUUGCAGGUUCUCCUUACGUUCUCAAGCCUGAGAGCCAAAUGUGGCCCUCUAGCUCUCUUUAUCUGGCCCUUGAGACUCUCCCUAGCCACAUCCCCUCUCUGCCAAUAGGCUGGAGAUUCCAUGCCACCCCUGGGUUUUUGGAUAUGAAAGAGGGUUCUCCCCACCCUGUACUGUACUUUCCUGUUGUCUUCCAGAAUGGUGGCUGCGUUGAUAGAAUGACCCCCACUCUGUGCCUUUCAGAAAUAAACCUUUCCCUGCUGCCCACCUUCUGCGUUUCUCCUUCAGCUGUGAUUCAUCUUUAUUUGAGAAGGGCUUAAUUCCAAGGGCAGAUAAUCCAGUGCUUCCUGCUUUACCAGUCCCAGUUUUCCUGGUUGCCCAUAAAUUGCUGUUCUCGUCUUUGACAGGUUGGGGGAUCCCUUCUUGAAAUGUUCUUCGAGAGAGCUGAUGAUGUUGCUGUUCUUUGGGGUUCACCCCCUCCCUCUUUGCUAGCAAUUAAAUUUCGGAGGCGACGACUGCACGCUUCCAUGCUCAGUCAUGCACCUAGACACAUAUUGUUGCACACCACCCCAAAUAUAUACAGCCUAAACCUACAAUGGAGGAGCUUACAGCGUUAGCACCCCAAAUCCAAGAGGGUCUUCCCAUAGCCACAGGCUUUGAUUCCAGCAGAAAUCAGGCAUGCCUUUGUCACUCAACUGCCCAGCCUGCAGCCUGCUUCUAGCUUCUAGUACACACACAAAGGUAAACGUAAAGAACGUGGGUGGUGCUGUGGUCUAAACCACUGAGCCUCUUGGGCUUGCCGAUCAGAAGAUUGGUGGUUUGAAUCCCCGCGAUGUGGUGAGCUCCUGUUGCUCUGCCCCAGCUCCUGCCAACCCAGCAGUUCGAAAGCACGCCAGUGCAAGUAGAUAAUUAGGUACUGCUGCAGCAGGAAAGUAAACGUGGUUGCACCAGAAGCGGUUUAGUCAGGCUGGCCACAUGACUCAGAAAGCUGUCUGUGGACAAAUGCUGGCUCUCUCGGCCUGAAUGUGAGAUAAGCGCCGCAACCCCAUAGUCGUCUUUGACUGGACUUAACCAUCCAGGGAUCCUUUACGUUUACCUUUUUUACACACACACACCACACUGGCUUUUACCUUUCUACCUUUCACAACAUUAACACACCAAUAAGGUCUUGCUUCUCCCAGAGCUGCAGCCUUGGGUUCAAGCAGAAACUAAGCAUGUCUCUGCCUCUCUGUUUUCUGCCUGCUUCUAGCUGUCUCAUGCACACCUCAGGCCAGACCAGCUAACGGCUAGUUGAGAGAGGGGGCCCAUCUGUUUGUGUAUGAAUCCUGCACAGAGCCACUUCCUUUGUUACCUUAAUGGCCCAUACUUAGGAGCCACUCCCAAGAAACUUGUCUGGCUAUUCCAGCAACUGGCUCCUAAAUGUGCCACUCUUCCUUUUGAGUGUUAUGCUUCCAACAGGGACCAGGUGGGGAUGGGUCGAGACUUUAAAAGAGCUUUGUGAAAUUACUUUUUAAAAAUGUAGUUUGCUUUUUAAUAUAAAGAACCGAUGGAUAUUAGCAGCUGCUUUGACAAAGCUUUAAUGCUAAUUCUCUUCACUGUGUUUCCACCCCCCCUUUCUUUCUCCCACCAGGGCGAUUCUGGGGGGCCCUUAGUGUGUGAAGGGCGCGUUUUUGGGAUCGUUUCCUGGGGCCACAGCUGCGCCAGCCCCAGAUACCCAGGUGUCUACACGGCAGUCUCCAACUUCCAGAAAUGGAUUUACAAGACCAUCUUCAAGAAAUAA
Messenger RNA from Podarcis lilfordi (Lilford's wall lizard), 17067 nucleotides. The record is from the annotation of a GenBank genome assembly. Lineage: Eukaryota; Metazoa; Chordata; Lepidosauria; Squamata; Lacertidae.